Molecule: messenger RNA, 4705 nt
Organism: Drosophila miranda
Lineage: Eukaryota; Metazoa; Arthropoda; Insecta; Diptera; Drosophilidae
Exons: 3
Coding region: 1384-1950 (188 amino acids)
Source: RefSeq, a predicted model, not a curated record
CUUUUUGUUAAACUAAUAAUUCUUGUUUCUGAUCUCUGGGAAAAAUCUCGUCUCUCUUUAAAAUGCACGAUCGAGAGAGUAUCUUUUUUCUUAAACAUAUACCAAAACAGUGACUAAAUCUUAAUAGAAUAUUUUAUUUCUGAGUAAAACGCACACUCAAUCCCAUUAGCGGUAUCUUAAACCCCAAGGCGAGUAUUCAAAUAUUUCAUUCCAGCAAUGAUUUGACUAUCGAUGGCUGACGCCACUGCCACUGCCACUGCCGCUGCCACCGCCACUUCCCUCUGACCAAUGAACUAUGACAGUGAUUUAGAGUGAUAUUUAAGUUCCAAUGAAAUGGCCGGUAAAAAUGUGACCCGAAAGCCUGAGUAAUCAGUUUUUAUAGUUUGUGCAAAAAGGUAUCCUAAAUACAAUCGUACAAAGGCUAUCAAUCUUCAUGUGUCGCCGUAAGUAACCGUGAUUUAUGCGAUUUAGAGCAUAUGGACUCUCUCGCACUCCCAAAGGCGACGAUCUCUUUCCGCAUUGUCUGGCAAUUAAGUGGCAGACAUAGACCAUAGACCAUAGACCGUAGACCCCAUGAUUCAAUGAUCGCCGCACUAUUCAAUGAUUGUCCGGCACUUCACGCUAAGCAUUACCAUUACCAUUAGCAUUAACAGUCUUUCCUUUUGGCCAAUAGUCAGGCAUAAUGUUUUUUCUGGCACUGUUACCCCCCUGUUAUAGAGUAGAAUUUAUGAGUGCUCUGCUAAUUCGCUGGAAUUGCGUAAACAAAACAUUUUCGCAUGCGGAGAGCUUUCUUUUUUCGGCCGACGGCGACAGGCGUAGUAAAACCUUAUCUUAAUUAUAGAUCAAUUAUAGUAGUGGUAGCCGUCACAUGAAUGCUUAGGAACAGAACCGAACAGAACAUCAUUAAUUAUAAGUGCGAAAAUUCGGUCGAACAGAUGUGUGCUGUGCAAAAAAAAAAAAACGGUAGGCCCUGAAAUGGAAUGGAUUGUAAUGAUUUUUGCAACUCCAAUUGGGUUUUUAUUUACCCUUUUGUUGGGCCCAAACCAGACAUAUCUGUGGAACCGACCUCCCAAAAAAGUGAGAGACGUGUCUGAGACGUAUAGAGAGAGAGAGAGAGGGUGUAUGGGUAAUUAUUUCGUAUUAUUUUAUACAAAUUGCACAAUUACAAUUAAAUUAUACGGCAAAGCGUAAAAUGUCUGAUUAAUGACAAACUGGGGAGGAGGAGGGCCGGCCGGGAUGGGAUCGCCAGCGGAACAGAUGUGCGCGCUGAUAUUCAAUUUAUAUAUAUAUAUUUUUUUUGUAUACAAAAUAAUAAUUAUAAUUAUGGUUAAAUAAUUACUGUAUUGGGACCAGCAAUAUGUGUCUGCACCAGCAUUCAGUAUCAUGACUGACGCCUUUCUGCUGGGAUUAUUGGUGUUCUCGGCGGCGGUGGCCGUUCUCUUGGAGCCCCUGCUGGCGACAAGAGACUUUGAGAUACGUUGGCGCACCAUCAACUGCACGGCCAUUGACCCGGCCACAACGGCCGCCUUUCACUGCCUGAUCGUGGAGCUGCCCAAGCGGCAGGGAAACUUCUUGAACACCCGACUCCUGCUCAACCGACCCGUGCCCAAGAUGUGGGUGGAGAUGAGCGUGGGCCAGGUCGGUGGCACUGGCACUGUCCAGAACCUGAUGAAGGUACGCGUGGAUGCCUGCCAUCUGGUAGGAUUCCGCAGCAAAAAUCGUAUACUGAAUGCCGUUCUCGGGAAGCUACUGCAGUCGGGCAACUAUCCCAAGGCCUGUCCACUAUUGGGGAAUGUCAACUAUACGUCCACACAUUUUGCCCUCAAUCCGGAUCACUUUCCAGCCUACAUGCCGGACAUGAAGUUCAACACGAAAUUGGUUUUCUAUCUGAGCAAGAAUAUCACCCUGAUUAGGGCCAGUGUGGAUGCCGAGGUAAUGAGGCGAUCGUAGAUACAUACACAGUCCAGCCACAGGCAUAGCCACGGCCACAGCCACAGCCACCGCUUCCAAUAGAGAGAAACUCAAAAACCAAAUCCAAAAACCAUGACUAACUUGGGAACGGAGAGUGACUAAUGGCCUUGGUAUGAUUAUUAUCCAUGGCAUUCUCUAGAUUAGAGCCGUGUCUAAAGCUAAAGCAAAUAAUAAAUCUGAGGAAUGCCUUAUUGAUAUAUAUAUAUUUUUUUAUCAGUCUUCAGGGUCUGUACUAUGAUACCCUAUUCCAUGAAAUUCCGCGUGCACAGUCCAUCUUCGUCGUGGCCAAAGCGAUGUAGAUAGUCCUUAAGGUACGUCUUUAUGUACCGUACCCGUGGCAUCUCAUCUGAGUUGCCGUCGUGCCUCCGUGAAACCCGUGCCCCGACUACGCCGUGUGCCAAACGGUGUGUCUGCUGCAGGUGCUCUCUAAAUGACGGAAAAUGGAGUGACUUCUCGAAUUUCUGGAAAUUUUCCACCUUGCAUGGCUCUGCACAACUGUACCUCCGACACAUUCCUUUCCUUCUCUGCUCUCCGCAUUUUAGUUGGUGGCGGCUUGUUUUCGGUUUCUCUAUUUUGUUGAUAUUGCGGGUGCAAAAAAAUAACAGAUUAAGAGCUAGGGCUCUGGCAUUUAAAUUAAGAAAAUGACGUGAGCCCGCUGACCAACGGUAACAGAUUUAGCCGAAAGAAAAGUGCCCCACGAGACGCACAAAACGCUAGGAGCGCGUCUUUACGCUUUGUUUUCAGAAUCAGAAUCAGUUUUUUUUUUUUCAUAUGUUUGUUCAAUGCAAAGUUGUUGAUUCAUGGACGGCAGGCAGGUCUCUUAUCGGUGGGAAUACGUCAUUUAUUUAGUGGUAAAGAGCCAAAAAGGGGUUUGCUAUUUGAGUUCUAUGGGAAAUAUCCCAAUAUUUUAAUGGGUCAAUGCCAUUAGCAUGAAAGCCACAACAAAGGUCACCAUGGAGAGGUGCAGAAAGGUGGUGUCAUGGGGCUGGCAGACAGGAGACCCACCCCAGACAACUCCCAAAACGACGGGGGUAAAGUCUGAAAUAGCUCACUUAGUGGGUUAGUCACAAGAGGCCUUUGAUGGGGGAGAGGGGCUUACUCAACGCGCAAGAAUGCAGGCCGGCAUUCUGCUGUAGUUCUCGAUUUCAUUCCGGUAAUGGAAAACUGUUUUUUGAGGGAUGGAGCCCCAGGUAGAGUGCCCCAAUUUGAGAGUAGUUUCUUCUAGAGAGAGCGCGAGAGAGAGAGAGAGUGUAGAAUGCGGUACACCUCUGCCCCUACCCCUACCCCUAGCCCCCACCUCUACCUCUGGUUUACCAUUUGUUUGCGCCAUUCCGAAGUUCACUUUAUCGUAUUCAUCUGGAUGGAAUUUAUUUGGCAAACACUUGGGGCUCUGCCAUAACAAAACAAAAACUAGCUGUAGCUCCGGCUCCGGCUCUAGCUGUAUCUGUAUCUGUAUCCGUAUCUGUAUCUGUCGUUGUGUCACCACUUUUGAUAAGAAUGCCACCAGAUUAAGAUGGAAUUCCAAAUAAAAGUGUGUUUGCGUCGUUCUUUUGUAUUUCCACUUCUUUGCUCCUUCUUCUAUUCAAAAUCAAGACUCCACUACGCCACUCGAAGGUUAAGUUCAUUCGAUUUUGUGCAAGAUUAAAGCACAUUUUCCUCCAGAUAUGAAUCAUCGACGGAUAGAUGGUCACAGGGUGGACUGAUGGGGAAACUUGGGCGAGAAACUGCUUGAUGUUGGGCUUCUUUCCUUGUUUUCCACAAAGAUGACUCUCUGAGAGUCUUGCCUUACAUAUUUCCGUAUAAAGAACAAGCCAGAGAUAUCUCUAUCAACUUUCAAAGACUCUUUUAAUGCGGUUCCUAAAUUAUUGAGUUUCUUCCGAUUCCUGACCUAUAUAAUCUCCAAACCCCCACGCAAAAAAACACUUAGUUCAGACGCCAAACGACGCUAACAUUGAACGACAAAGAGUGUGUGCGAGAGAGACAGGAAAUCAGUCAGAACGUGUCGUCGGACUGCAAAUUGAUCCGAUCUGAUCCAGAUUCGGCAGUCUUGUAGAUAUCGUCAUUCUCUAUGAUUGUGCGUAUUUUCAAAAUUGUGCUUUAAUAGUGCUCUGAGAUCUGUGGAUGCCACAGGCUUACGUCCUUUGCGGGGGGGGGCGUAGGGGGACGGAUGGACGGACAUGACUCAAUCGACUCGGCUAUUGAUGCUGAUCAAGAACGCUUUCUUCUGGGCUCGUCCUCCACUUUCGCCACAAGUCGAACAUACCCUCAAACUUAUUUUGAUUAUCGGGUACAAAAAAUACGCACACACAUACAAAUACAGACUUUACGCCGCCUUUUUGAAUUAUCAAUGAAAUUUCGAAACGAAAACCAAAACAAAACCCAAAGAGAAUCAAACAUUAAAGCAAAAGAAAUAAAGAGCGAUAUACCGACUAUCAGAUACCCCUAUAUCGCUAUUCAGAUCUGAACGGAGUUCAAUCAGAAGAAUAUAUAAUCAGUAUCAUCCAGGAUUCAAUCAGUAUCAAUUCAGGAUGAUCUGCCAAUGAGGAAGGAAGUUCCGAAUGUUCCAAAUAUUGGAUGCCACAGAUGAUAUUCAAUGUUGCGUAUAUACCCCCACAAGAAGCGCAACAUGUGGUUGAGCGAGAGAAGCAAGCAAGAGGCCAGAGAACAGAGAGCUCUCCCUCUCCCUCUCCCUCUCCCUCUGGGGGAGAAAUCGCGAAUGGAAAUAGUUUCAGAC